Parnassius mnemosyne (clouded apollo) is the source of this 1920-nucleotide messenger RNA. The record is from the annotation of a GenBank genome assembly. Lineage: Eukaryota; Metazoa; Arthropoda; Insecta; Lepidoptera; Papilionidae.
AUGGUCGCGAUUGGUAUCGAUUUAGGUACAACGAGUUCGUGUGUGGCUGUGUGGAGAAAGGGUACUGUGAAAGUGAUAACAAAUGAACAAGGUAACAGAACAACGCCAUCGUACGUUGCUUUUACGAAUAAUGAACGUCUUAUUGGUGAACCGGCGAAGAAUCAAGCAAUGGCGAAUGCGGCUAAUACAAUUUUUGGCGCGAAACGCUUAAUCGGACGACGUUAUGACGACGUAACCGUGCAAAUGAAUUUACGCCAUUGGCCUUUUCAAGUUGCCAACGACAACGGUAAGCCAAAAGUUAAAGUCUGUUAUAAAAACCAAAGCAGAGCGUUCGCGCCUGAGGAAAUAAGUGCUAUGAUACUUUUCAGGAUGAAGGAGGCGGCCGAGGCGUAUUUAGGAGAAAAGGUGAACGAUGUUGUAAUUACGGUUCCCGCGUAUUUUAAUGAUGGUCAGAGGCAAGCAACUAAGGCAGCGGGGGCCAUUGCGGGUUUUAACGUUUUAAGGAUUGUUAACGAACCGACUGCGGCAGCGCUCGCUUACUGGUUAAACAGGAAUUUCAAAGGCAAGCGAAAUGUUGUAAUCUACGAUUUGGGUGGAGGCACUUUUGACGUUUCAGUUAUGACGAUCUCCGAAGGACCGGUGUACGAAGUGAAAUCGACGGCUGGAAACACGCGCUUGGGGGGCGAUGAUUUUGACAACCGCCUUGCGGCGUACUUCGCCGAGGACUUUCGCAAGCGCUACGGAAAGGAGAUAUUGGGGAACGCUAAGGCGUUUCGCAGACUCAAAACUGCCGCCGAGAGAGUGAAACGGUAUCUAUCUUCCGCUAUCGAAGCUACUGUGCAUAUAGAAUCGUUAAACGACGACAUUGAUUAUUACGGGAAAGUUACAAGGUCGUUAUUCGAAGAUCUCUGCUCCGAUUUAUUUACAGAUACUUUGAGACCGUUGGAACAAGCUUUGAGGGACGCCCGGAUGAAGAAAGAUAAUAUAAACGAUGUUAUCCUAAUUGGCGGUAGCACAAGAAUACCGAAAAUACGCAGCUUGGUUCAAGAAUUUUUCAAAGGACAUACCUUAUCGUCAACGAUUAACCCCGAGGAAACGGUAGCGUGUGGUGCUGCAAUAAAAGCGGCCAUUUUGUCCGGUGACCGGCAUGAGAAGAUCCAGGAUUUGCUGCUAGUCGACGUGGUGCCAUUGUCUUUAGGAGUGGAAACUGCGAGAGGGAUGAUGUAUAAGAUCAUUGACCGGAACACUCCUAUCCCUUGUCGAAAAACCAAAGAUUUAACUACUUUGGAAGAUUACCAAAGAAGUAUGACGAUUGAAAUCUUUGAAGGCGAAAGAUCGUUGACUAAAGACAACAAUCUGUUAGGCGUAUUUGAAUUAAACGAUAUACCACCGGCGCCAAGAGGAGUCGCUAAAGUGGAUAUCACAUUCGAUGUUGAUGCUAAUGGGAUUCUGUCGGUAUUUGCGCAAGAACGAAGCACUGGAAUCAACAAUUGUCUGGUGGUGACAAAAGACCAUCGGCUCAAGCAAAAGGAAAUCAAAAAGAUGAUAGCAGACGCUGAGACAUUCAAGGAGGAGGAUACUGAGAAUAAACGACGUUUAGAAGUCCGCAACCAGUUGGAAGGCUACGUGUACAGCGUGAAGCAGUCUGUGGCGGACAACAUCGAGAAGUUGUCGGCAAACGAAGUCUCUAAGUUUACUAAAGAAUGUGACGAAGCCAUAGAAUGGAUAGAAAAGAACCCGGAUUGCUUGAGAGAGGAAUAUGAGAAGAAGAUGUCAGAGCUACUCAUACGUUGGACUUGCAUGAUGAGUAAAUUUUGCGAUUUUCUGAGACAUAGGGCGAAAAGACAAAAAAGCGAAAGUAAAAGUGAAUUUGAAGUACAUAGUCCAACGACUAUCGAAGAAAUGGAUAACGGGGAGUGA